AUGGUCACACUGGGACGCAAGCCGCGGCCCGGGGAGUCGUGGUGCCCUGUGUGCGGCGUCACCCUUCGCCCCGGGGAGCUGGAGGCACACCUCACCCACGAGCUGGAGAAGCUGGCGCGGCUCCCCCACGCCCGCCCGCCCUCGCAGCGCUCCACGCCCCCCGCGCCCAACGCUCCCGCCCCCCCGCCAGGCACCCCAGCAGGCACCCCCAACACACCCUCAUCCUCUGGUGCCAACGGGGAGGCGAGGGGGGGCAGGGUGAGGGGGGCGGGGCGGGGGAGUGACUGGGAGAUGUACUCGAGGAUCCGGAGCAAGAGGGAGCGGCGCGUGGGUCGGCGGAGGGGGGCCGGGGAGGGGGUGACGUGUCCUGUGUGCGGCGUGGGGGAAGGGGACGCCGACCCCCCCGAGGACAUCCACCAACACAUCGACGACUGCUUGAGACGGGUGGAGGAGGAGGGCGAGGACGAGGUGGAGGUGGAGGUGGAGGAGUACGAGUGGUGUGGUGAGACUCGAAUCCGCGCCACCCAGAUGCUGCGGGCCGAGGGACAACUGCACGCCUUAGGGACGAGGGUGGAGCACGGCAGCGAGGACGAGGUGGUGGAGGUGUGCGAGGACGAGGAGGAGGCGCAGUUCGGGGUCUCGCAAUUCACAGACGCAGACCUCCCGCCGUCCCGCACAGACACCCACCCCCUCACCCCCCUUACCACAGACUCACCGCAGAGACACACAGACCAGGAACAGACAACCAUGGGACCAGACAACGCCGCGGAAGCAAGACACGGGGAAGAAAACGGAGGAUAUGAGCGCGGAACUGAAAAUCGCGAAACUGGAAACCGCGAAACUGGAAAUCGCAUAACUCGGAAUCGCGGAAAUGAAGACACGGGUGAAAAUGGGUGUCACGCGGCCUCUUCUUCUUCAGCACCUUCUUCGUCGGUUCCUGGUGGUGAUGAGGGUGGAAGCGGCGCGGUGGUGGAGGCGCUACGGGCGAGAGUGCGGGAGUUGGAGGAUGCCUGCGCGCGCCCACACCACUCCACCUGCCGCGUGUGCCAUGACGAGUACGAGGCCCCCCUGGUAUCCGUCUCCUGCUGGCACGUCCACUGCAGGUCGUGUUGGCUCUCCGCCCUGGCCAGCCGUCGUUUGUGUCCACAGUGUAGCGUGAUCACCGGGCCGUCUGACCUGCGGAGGAUUUACCUGUGACCUGCGUGUGACCUGUGACCUGUACGUGACCUUAAGAGCGAUGGGAAGUGAUGGGGAGUGAUGGGAAGUGAAGAGAGGUGAUGGGGAAGGAAAAGAAGUGAUGGGAAGGGCAGAGGUGAAGGGAAAUGAAUGGGAGGUGAAGGGGAGUGAUGGGAUAUUAAGAUGAUGAAGAGGAAGUGAAGGGGAAGUGAAGGGAAGAGGAAAGGGAAGUGAAGAGGAAGGGAAGAUGAAGUAGAGAGUAGUGAAGGGGUAGAUGAAAGGGAAAUAUAGAGAAGUGAAGGGAAGUAAAGGAUAUUGAAAAGGAAGAUGAAGGGAAGUGAAAAGAAGGUGAAAAAUAUGAAGGGAAGAAGAGGAAGACGAAGAAGUGAAGAGGAAGAGGGAAGGGGAGUGAAGGGAAGACGAAGAGAAAGAAGAAAAUGUGAAUGUGAAGCGAAAGGAAGAUGAAGAGGAAGAAAAAGGAAGUGAAGGGGGGAUAAAGGGGAAGGGAUGGGGAGGAGUUGCCCUUCUUAAUUAAACCUCUUCCCCUCCCCCUGCCCCCUCCCCCCCUUCCCCCUGGCGUCAACUCCCCUUCCUCCUCCCUUCUGAUGAUCUCAAGUUGGUAUGCCGAUGGUGGAGGUAAUUUUUCCUUCAUUUUUUUCUUUUUUCCGUUUAUAUAUUUUUCUGGGAAUGGUUUUUUUUUCUUCAGUUUUUCUUCUUUUUCUCAUUUUCUUUCUUUUUUUUUCCUUUCUGUCAAUCUUCCACUUUUUCUUUCAUUCUCUUUGCUGUCUCUCUUUCUCUAUCUCUUUCUUACUUUCAUUUGCUUUUUUUCUCUUUCUCUUUUUCUUUCCCUUGUUCAUUUACAUAUUCAUUAUUUUUUUUUCUCUCAUUCCUUAUUUUCUUUCAUUCUCUUUCUGUCUAUAUGUCUGUUCGUCUGUAUAGGUUUCUCUCUCUCUCUCUCUCUCUCUCUCUCUCUCUCUCUCUCUCUCUCUCUCUCUCUCUCUAAACCAAACUUAUGCAUAUGUAAUUUAUUUUAAUGGUCUGGCAAUUUCCUCUCUCUCUC
Molecule: messenger RNA, 2236 nt
Organism: Eriocheir sinensis (Chinese mitten crab)
Lineage: Eukaryota; Metazoa; Arthropoda; Malacostraca; Decapoda; Varunidae
Product: E3 ubiquitin-protein ligase Rnf220-like
Exons: 7
Coding region: 1-1197 (398 amino acids)
Biological process (GO): protein ubiquitination
Molecular function (GO): ubiquitin protein ligase activity
Source: RefSeq, a predicted model, not a curated record